This is a messenger RNA of Helicoverpa zea (corn earworm), 827 nucleotides long. Its product is annotated as putative glutathione-specific gamma-glutamylcyclotransferase 2. Lineage: Eukaryota; Metazoa; Arthropoda; Insecta; Lepidoptera; Noctuidae. The transcript is spliced from 3 exons. Gene Ontology annotation, cellular component: cytoplasm. The coding region runs from base 149 to 700 and encodes 183 amino acids. Gene Ontology annotation, biological process: glutathione catabolic process. Gene Ontology annotation, molecular function: gamma-glutamylcyclotransferase activity; glutathione specific gamma-glutamylcyclotransferase activity. The record is from RefSeq and is a predicted model, not a curated record.
CAUAAGUCAAGUCAGGCAUCCAUCAGCCAUACAAUUGUCAAAAUGAGCGAAUUGAAAUUUUAAGUUUCUAUUUUUAAUAAAUUAUUUAAACAUAUUUAUAUAAUAAGGCUCAAAAAUUAUUAAUUUGAUAAAUCAAAACGUGAAAAAGAUGUGGAUAUUUGGCUAUGGAUCAUUGGUGUGGAAAGUAGACUUCAAAUACGAUUGCAAAAUCGUAGGUUAUAUAAAAGGUUACUUGAGAAGAUUUUAUCAACAUAGUAUUGACCACCGAGGAGUACCAGAAAAACCAGGCAGAGUCGUAACGCUGGUCCAAAGUGAUGACCCAAACAGCACAGUGUGGGGCAUAGCUUACAAGAUAAAAACAGAAGAUGUGGCUCAAGUCACCAAGCACCUGGACUACCGAGAGAAGAACGGAUACAUGAGGAAGACCAUCACAUUCCAUCCGGCAGACAUGAAUCAUGAACCAUUCCAGUUGACUCUGUAUGUGGCGACGGAGGAAAAUGAAUCUUAUGCUGGUGAAGCAUCAAUAGAAGAGAUCGCACAACAGGUGGUAUCCUGCCAUGGUCCCAGUGGGCCUAACAAGGAGUAUGUAUACAAUUUAGCAGCAACCAUGAGGAAACUUGUACCAGACGUCAAAGAUGAUCAUCUCUUUGAGCUAGAGGCUGCUGUGAGGAGACUAGAUCCGGAUUCCAAAAAGACUUGAGUGUGAUAUUCUUUUGUUUUAAUGUAGACCAAUCGCUGGGCGUAGCUUUGGUGCUUCUAUUCGAAUUUUGAAUAAGCCUUUUUAUCAUUAAAUAGUGGCUUUUAGUCUUUAUGAUGAAAGUCAAUAA